Schistosoma guineensis is the source of this 936-nucleotide messenger RNA. Lineage: Eukaryota; Metazoa; Platyhelminthes; Trematoda; Strigeidida; Schistosomatidae. The record is from the annotation of a GenBank genome assembly.
AUGCUUUCUCAGACGAAUAAUUCCAUAUCAUACCCUACAACUACCAAUAACUCAAUCACAAUUCUUUAUGGUAGUCAAACGGGCAACGCUCAGUCGUUAGCUGAGUUGCUCGCUCUCCAAUCAUAUCGAAUUUUCGAUCAGGAAUGUGUCAAAUCUAAUUUAGAACGUCUUCCUAUUAUUCAUCUACUAUCAAUGGAUGACUAUACACCUGUAUCACGACUUGCGAAGGAAAAAGGUGUGGUGAUAUUCGUUUGUUCCACUACAGGUCAUGGUGUUCCUCCAGAUAAUAUGUCACUAUUUUGGAAAAAAAUAAUGAAUCGAGCUUUGAUUCCAGGUCGUUCGCUCCCACCAGAUUUACAUUUUGCUGUCCUUGGACUUGGUGAUUCUUCUUAUCCUAUGUUCAACUUUGUCGCUAAGAAGCUUUAUCGUCGUUUGCUUCAACUUGGCGCCACUCCACUUUGCACAGAAAUUAGACGUGAUCAAGAAUAUGAAGAAAGUGAAAAUUCAAGUCUUGGUUUAGCUGAUGAACAGUCCGAGUUAGGUAUAAAUGAGGUUUUGCGCUGUUGGAUUCCAGCUCUUUGGGACAGCGUUAUAAAGUUCUUUGGCGUUCCGACUUCAGAACGAUUAUCACAAUUUAUUAGUUGGGACAACUUGAAAAAUCCUGAUUUUGUGUUUAGUUUAUGGCCUAAAUACGAUGUCGUUUGUUCCAGCUUAGUGCACAAUCCCAGUUUACAAUCCACAAGUGAAAGUAAUUUGCUAUAUCAGCUUAUCAAGCAAGUCGAAUUUGACAAUGCGCAUUCGUUCAUGUCUAAUCCAAUCCCAACUAAUGCUCAAUGGUUUCAGGUGGUACGUUGUAAACGUGUUACUAGUGCGGACCAUUUCCAGGAUACGCGACUAUUGGAAUUGUCUUAUAAAUAUAGUCUGAUAUCGAUUUAA